This is a messenger RNA of Caenorhabditis auriculariae, 3594 nucleotides long. The record is from the annotation of a GenBank genome assembly. Lineage: Eukaryota; Metazoa; Nematoda; Chromadorea; Rhabditida; Rhabditidae.
AUGGCGGACUCAAGCUCGGACGAAGAAACCAAAAAUCUCUCUAAAAAAGAACUUCAGGUAAUUUGCUGAAAAAAAUUGAAGCCUUCAGAAUUCCAGGAAUUGAAAUGGAAACGUGAAAAAAACAAAAAGAAAAAACUAUCGAAAAAGAGAGCCAAAGCUGCUGUUAAAACAGAAGAAACGGAGGACAUUAAAGACGUUAAAAAAGAAGAGCUCAACGGAUCCAUUAAAGAGGUUUUUUUAAGAGAAGAAUUUUCGAAAGUUCGAUUUUUGUCUUCAGAAUGGUGUUGUCCUUGAUGAUGCGGAUUUGGAAGUUGAGAUUGAGUACGUUGGCGAAGCUCCGGAAAUCGAUGAGAACAGUCCAAAUUUCAAAUAUUUCGCCAAUAUUUUUGACAAUUUUAAGGUGUUUUAACUAUUUUUUCCUAUUUUGGAACGAUUUUUCUUCUUAGAUUUCUACAGAUCCCGAUGACAUGAUCAAUAACCAAAUGCCGGUUCAUCGAGGUGAUAAGUUCAAAGAAGAUUAUGGAAGCCGGUCGGGGAACGCCGAGAAAAUCCUUCAAGACGAAAUGCAGGUUUCUAGUUGAUCAUAUUUAGAAUUUCAUGUAUAAUCGGAAAUUUCAGGAGCGACGAAAUGAAGACGGUGAUGACAAAAUGUCGCGACGAAAACUGCGUCUUGCUUUGCAGCCCAGCGUUGCUAAGCUGAAGGAGGUUUAGAUUUUAUUUUUCUUUUUUUUUUGCUACGGGUUGUUAAUAGCACUUUAGUCUAUUUGAUGGAUUUUUCGAGACGUAGACCUAUUUUCAAUGUUAUUUUGGGUGAUGUUUUGUCAUUUAUUUUUUAAAGUUUGUUUUCAGUCGACCCCUCGUCCUGAUGUAGUAGAAUGGGCUGACGUCACGUCUCGCGAUCCAUUUCUCUUGGUUGCUUUGAAAGCCUACCGCAAUACGGUCGGCGUUCCACGACAUUGGAAUGCCAAGAGAAAGUAAAAGAUCAAUUAAAGCUAAAUAUAAUCCUCAUUUUUCAGGUACUUGGCAGGUAAACGAGGUUUCGAAAGGCCUCCAUUUGAACUGCCCGAUUUCAUCAAGCGUACCGGUAUCCAAGACAUGCGAGAAGCUCUUUGGGAAAAGGUUACUAGAGAAAAUCCAUAAGGAAAGAUUCUUUGAUUCUCAGGAAGAUCAUCAAAGCUUGAAAUCGAAGAUGCGAGAAAGAACUCGGCCAAAACUUGGAAAGAUCGACAUCGACUAUCAAAAGUUGCACGACGCCUUCUUCAAAUGGCAGACAAAGCCGUUGAUGACCAAAAUGGGCGAACUGUACUACGAAGGAAAAGUUGGAGAAAUUCUCAAUGUUUUGUUCAAUAUUCAUGAAUACAAGGAAAUGGAGGCGAUGAUGAGGGACAAAAAACCUGGAGAAUUGUCCGACGAGUUGAGAAUCGCACUGGGGAUGCCCAUCGGAGCGGUGAGUUAAUAUUUUAAUGAAAUAUGUUUAGUUGAAAAAAACAACCUUUUUGUUACAAGAAUUUUGUCAUCAAAAAAAUCCUCAAAAAAAUUUUUUUGCGGUAUUUUUCCAUGAAAUAGCGACAGUAAAAAAAUAAAAAAAUAACUUGAACGGAAAAACCCCCAGAUUUGGUUUUAAAAUAAAAACCUUUGGUUUUUCAGAACGCGUUCAAGUUCCCGCCACCAUGGCUAAUCGCAAUGCAGCGAUAUGGACCUCCGCCAAGCUAUCCGAACAUCAAGAUUCCUGGUCUGAACGCCCCGAUUCCGGAGAACUGCGCGUUCGGCUACCAUGCUGGUGGCUGGGGAAAGCCUCCGGUAGACGAGUACGGCCAGCCACUUUAUGGAGACGUCUUCGGAUUGCAGGUUUUGACUGUUUCAGAUGGAAAUAGUAGUUUGAUUGCAGCCUCCUGCCAUUGAGCCUGAGGACGAGUCGCGAAUCGACAGAAGAUAUUGGGGAGAAAUCGGAUCUGACGAGAGCGGUGACGAGGAGGAAAGCGACGUCGAUGACGAUGAAGUCGACGAGCAGGGUAAUUUCAAUUUUGCGGGAAUUUGAGCAGGGAAUUUUCUAUCAAAUAGGUUCAACUAUAUCGAUUUUCGAAGAAUGGUAACAUUCAGACAGAUCAGGCGUAAUGAAUUUUACAAAAACUUCAAAUUUCAAUUUUUAUAAUAAGUAUUUACAAUUGAAUUAUGAACGUAAAUUUGCUCGUAAUAAAAAUUAAUUUGCUCAAAUUUUCAAUACAAAAUGCGAUCUUCUAGAUGGGAAAAGUUUUUUAUGCUUUGUGAUAGAAAAAUUCUUUAGAAAGUCAUAAAUGUGCUCAAAAUUUGAGAUGGCUGUGUAAAUGUAUUUUUUUUAUGUGUUACUCGAUUUUAACGUGUGCAUUUCCAGAAGGAACUCAAACUCCUGCACCGGUCGAGGGCAUGAUCACUCCGUCGGGCAUCACAACUGGCGUCACUGGGCUCGAAACUCCUGAUACAAUCGAACUGCGCAAAGGAAAACGCACUGAAGAGAGGUCAGACCCUAAUUAUUAUAAUGAAAGCAAACUUGGGCUAGAUGGGAUAUGAUUCCGCGGCAGACGAAAUACGGACUCUCAACCGCAGUUUCUGAAUUUUUUUUUUGCUUGCAAAAGAUGGGGGUGGGAUUCAGCCCAAAAAUUAAUAGAAAACCUCUUUUACUCUGAAAGAUUACAAGAUUUCAUCUCAGUUCUCGAUUUGGUUUGCAAACUAUUCUUAUUCUAGUACAUUAGUAUUUUACUCAUUCUCGAUUAAACUGAAAAUGUAGGAAAUCUGACAAAGUUUCGUCUUCUGUCCAUUUUUCGUCUUUGCAAUGUUUUCUUCUUGCAGUAGCUUGCACGGAGUUGACACUCCGGCGGCCGCCUACCACAUCAUUCCGGAGAAACGAAACGAUCGCAUCGGUAGCCAACUCAUGGCUUCCACUCAUACCUACGACUUGUCGGUCAGUUUAAGGGGGAUUAAGUUGUAAAAUUAUCAUUGAACAAUAGAAAUCGUGAAGAAAAGUCACAUUUAAUAUGGUAAAGUCGAUAGAAAUGACAUAGUCCAAAAGAACAAAGAAAUUUUGGGAGUUUUUCACCUUCUUCAAGAUUUUUGCGUGAGGGAAACAUGUUGCAAGUUGUCAAUAUCAAACAAAAUUUUCACAGAAAGAGAAGAAUAUGAACAAUUUUCAGAUUCACUAGUCAGAGAAGCGAAAAUUGAAAUAUGUUAUCGUUUUAGAAGAAGCAAGCUGUACGCGAAGACGGCGUCGAAAUUUCUCUGGAUCCGGAUGCGAUCGACUUGGACGAAGGAAAGAUCGCCGAGAAGUACGAGGAAGAGCAACUGCGAAAAUCGAAAAGGACUGAGGACGACACGGAAGAUCUCACCGACAUGGUCGCCGAGCACGCUGCCCGUCAAAAUGUUCGUUUCAAUUGCUUCUGGAAGUACUUUCAUAGGGAAAAGCAAUACGUUUAACGAAAUAGUUGAGAGAAUAUGUCCAAUUCAAGAUGAAUAAGUUUUAUUAUCUUUCAGAGAAAGCGAAAAGCUCAAGAAGAAAAAAAGAGCAAGCAGGCGUCGAGCAGCAGUGCCAGCGGCAAGAAAUACAAGGACUUCAAGUUUUGA